Messenger RNA from Thalassophryne amazonica, 3084 nucleotides. RefSeq lists its product as uncharacterized. The record is from RefSeq and is a predicted model, not a curated record. NCBI's taxonomy places the organism in Eukaryota, Metazoa, Chordata, Actinopteri, Batrachoidiformes, Batrachoididae. The coding region runs from base 115 to 3039 and encodes 974 amino acids. The transcript has a single exon.
UUGCUGUUAACGAUCCCAAGCCUGAAUAAACCACCCUUUAAGUAUAUUUCCUUUUGUCGAGCCUGCAUUUGUGUCCUGCCCUCGUCCAGUCCUGACAGAACGAACGAGCCAGACAUGGACGCAGCGGGCUCGAAACCGGUCGCCAGGAAUCAAGAUGAUGACCUUCAAUUUUUUUUUAUUUGUUUUCGUGACUGUUUCUCUCCAAAAGAGAAAUUUGAUUAUCUUGAGCAGGCAUGGGAAAUCGUGGAAGCCAAUGAAUGGCUUUAUGAACGCUUCCCUGAUCUGCAAGACCUGGACACGAUUUUUUCUGGCACUACACUUCCUGACUGGAUAAAACAUCCAGAGGCCCACCCGUGUUCACAGCCCCUGCCUGUCGAUGACGACGCUGAAUGGAGCGAUUGUGAUGACGAUGACGAAGACAAUUCGUCGGAGUCAGAGCAGUUUGUAGUACAGGACUCGGUAAACGUCUUGUUCAAGGUACAGGACUUGUUUUAUGAAUACCAUGACAAUCUGAGUCCACAGAACCGACGUCGCGUUCUGUCGGACCUUGACCAGCUGUUACAAGCCGAGCCUGACGUGGUUCGCGCCUUUCCUGACCUUGAGAACAUAAAGGCUCAGUUUAAGCAGGGCCUUCUUCCGCCAUGUAUCGAAGAUCCGAUAGAGUUCAUGUUUGAAUCAGACAUCACCGCAGCCUGUUCGACCGCACCACGGCACAUAACGAUAUUGGACGCAGCCUGGUGUGCAUCAGGAAAAGAACCGGCUGCACCUGCAAAACCGAAGACACCGGGACCACGACCACGCUCAACACCCAUGCAAGCCCCUUCACGAGCACCACCUAAGUCCGCACCACGAGUGACACACGUGGCUUCCACACGCUCGCUUCGGACCGAAGCGGAGCCGGCCUCCUCAUGCCCGACUUCCCAACGUCUCCGGGCCACGACAACGGCUGUUCUCAGCCUUCCUCCUGUUCCAGCUCCUCGACAGCCCUGCGCGCCUGUGCCACCGAAGACCGUGCGCUUCGCACCUGCAGCUGCUCCAGUCUCCACACCAGCGGCACCAGCGACGCUUCCAGCCGGCCCGGUCUCCAUGCGCACUGCACCAGCAACUGGAGCGAUCUCCGCACCUGCGGCACCUCCCGCCGAACCAGUCUCUGUGCGCAUCACUCCAGCGGUUGCUCCAGACUCCACGGCAGCUGCACCAGCGGCUACUCCAGUCUCCAUGCCAGCGGCACCAGCGACGCUUCCAGCCGGCCCGGUCUCCAUGUGCACUGCACCAGCGACUGGAGCGAUCUCCGCACCUGCGGCACCUCCCGCCGAACCAGUCUCUGUGCGCAUCACUCCAGCGGUUGCUCCAGACUCCACGCCAGCUGCACCAGCGGCUACUCCAGUCUCCAUGCCAGCGGCACCAGCGACGCUUCCAGCCGGCCCGGUCUCCAUGUGCACUGCACCAGCGACUGGAGCGAUCUCCGCACCUGCGGCACCUCCUGCCGAACCAGUCUCUGUGCGCAUCACUCCAGCGGUUGCUCCAGACUCCACGCCAGCUGCACCAGCGGCUGCUCCAGUCUCCACGCCAGCGGCACCUGCGACGCUUCCAGCCAGCCCGGUCUCCAUGCGCAAUGCGCCAGCGACUGGAGCAAUCUCCACACCUGCGGCACCAGCGACUGCUCCAGACUCCACGCCCACGGCUGCAUUGGACUUUGCGCGCACCACGCCAGCACCUGUUCCAGCGCACGCCGCACCACAACCAGUCUCAAGGCCAGACGGUGCGUCGUUCGCACGCAUGCCGUCGGAACCUUCCCCUCCUGCGCCUCCUCAUCCUGCUCCAGCUUCCCUGCCAGCACAGAAGAUGACGAUCGAGGACGCAAACCUGGAGAUGGUUAGUGACAUUUUACUUGAACUGUAUUUGUUGCGGGUCUAUUUUGUACUCACAUUGUUUACCUCUGUGCUUUGUUGGUUCAAAGCCCCACGCCUACUCCUGGGGUGGACCAUGUCUGACCUUGACUCACAGUUUCAGAGCGUCAUGACCUGGCUGUUGGGUAAAAUUAUUUUGUUCUUAGGGGUCUCCCCAGGGGGCGGUUGUGGGUUCAUGGAAACAUUUUCCAUCUCACGCCUGUUAAAUUUCUCUCUCACGUCUCCAAGUACUUCUGGCCAUGCCAGUUAUCCACAGACUUUGAUUUACCUUCUCGUGCAGUACAUUCGGCACCCUGAGCAAAUGCAGGAUUUUCUGGUUGGUACUUGUGUUGGUCUGGUUUUGUUUGUUUUCUGUCUGCACUUUUGCUCGUUUAUGGGGAUUUUUUGCUUUUUUGGGGUUUUGUUCAAGAACUUUUAUUUACUGUAUGAGGGCUCUUUUCUGUCUUGUUUUUGUCAUUGUUGUAAGGUAGUGUGUAUGCACGUAAAUGUCUUGUGUUUCUGUACCUGGAAUGUGAACGCCCUCUGUUUUGCGUGUGGCUUAGCUCUACUCCCUUUUGCCCAGUGGCUUCUUCGCAUGGUGGGACUCCUCCUGAGGAGGAAGUUUUCUGUACACCACUGUUUUGGAGCUAUUCAUCCUAAACCUGGCCCCGAUUGUUCUUUGGGAACCACUCUAGGGGCCGGUUUGUCCCAAGGCCGAGUUCCUGAUGUCACCACGCCCGUUUCUCCACGGGUCCACUCCCCUGACCUCGUGGUAACUCACGACCCGGGUGUGUGUCACGUGCCCAGGCCCUUUGUUGAGCCGUAUUGUCGCCCGCCUGGAGGCCUCUUUCCUGCCUUGGCUAUGCCCAGUUUUGGGCCCCUCGACCGCCUGCCCGGGUACUGUUAUUCCACGUUUCCUCUGCCUGUUUUGCUGGGGUCUGUUGUCCGACAUCCCUGGGGUUUUGUUUUUUUUCGGCCCUCUUGUGGCUCUCCUCUCUCGUUCUGCCCUCCGUCCUGUUCCCCCUGCCGCCCUCCCGGUGUCGGGUUCCUGGGGGAGGGGUACUGUCAUGUCCCGGCCGUUCCAGGCUUCAGCCCGUAUGGCCCUUCUUCAUUUAGUUCUGUUCCUUUGGCAUCAGCCUCGUUUUGUUAAUUACCUUUUUCUUCAUGUGGGGUUUUUUUCCAUGUUCUGAUUUUU